CUCAUCAUAAUGCUGAAGCCAGCAGAAGGAGCCAAGCUCGAAGGAGCAGAAGAACAAAGACCAAGUAUUUCAACAAUUCCAUGCCUUUUGAAAAACUGUUAAUUUUAUACUUGGCAAGCUUUUUUUAAAUACGAGUGGAAAGAAGUAGAGAGUCAAGACAGAGAGUGAAAGACAUUUCUUUGAGGUGGUUGCUUUUCUGACAUCACAGCAAGCACUUUGAAGUGAAUCAGAAACUUUGCAAGUUUUCUGAGGAGGGAAACAGAAAAUCACAUUGCGUGUAUUUCAGACAGACAGAAAACAAAAGAACAAGACAUUAUAAUAGAGCAAAAGAAGACGUGUUUCACUGUGGGGAGAUCCGUUUCGGAGCCAUGGAGCUAAAACUGGUCUUGAAAGCUGUCUUACUCUUCGCUGUUUGUAUUACAAGAAGUUGUGCAUCAGGAGCAGAUGACAAAGAAUCUCUUCAUGCUAACAAAAUUACUUCAGCCAAAGAAAAGCUCACAGUUUAUAGGAAUAUAUAUGUUGAAUUGGGCACAACAGUCACCUUGACAUGCACCAACACAACGAUUACAUGGCAUGACAUGAUUUUUGUCAUCUGGAAAAUUAAAUUGCGAGACAAAGAGUGUACAAUUGCUGUGGCUAAAAAUGAUUCGGCCCACGACACCUGCCUUGAUGGGAAAAAGCAGAACAACACAGCAGAUGGAAUGUACCACCUGAUCAUCCCAAAUUUCUCUAUUCAGGAUGAAGGAAAAUACACCUGUGACACUUCGUACCAAUCAGGUGGUACAAUAGAAGAAGUCACAGUGUCUGGCAGGGCCCGUCCACAACUAACUGGAUGGCUUGAAUAUGAACAAGGACAGACUGUGGCUGUGUGUGAAGCUACAGGCAAACCAGCAGCCACCAUACAGUGGAAAACACCAUGGAAUUCAACCUUCGUCCUUGGAAAGGCUUCUGAGAAUACAGGGCAGCUUUCUACGGUGGUUAACCGCUUACACCUUCCUCAACAUGCUUCAUAUGAAAACCUCACUUGUGUGGCUACUGCCAGUGACCUCAAGAACAUUUCGACACAAUUUAGCAACUUCACCUUCAGAGAUGCACAUUCACAAUGGCCCAUUAUAUUUGUGUGUGUCUUGGCUGCCGUCUUAAUCGCAUUUUCUUUAACUGGACUUUAUUUGUGCUCAAAUUUCAAGCUCUUAAGCAUUUUUAGAAAGCUUUGCUGCAAACCUGAAAUGCCUGUAACCAAUGAAGAAAAACCUCAACAGCCCUAUGAUCCUGAAGAAUUACAGCCUUAUGCAAGUUAUGUGCAAAGAGUAAACUCCAUCUACAACUCUUCUGCUGACCUCUUUAAAGCGUGAAUCACUCCAGAUUUACGUGAAUGCAGGAAGAGAGAUCUCGGAUGUGCCUACGGAUGUGUGUACUGUCAUGAGGUUUGCACUCGGCAAAUGCAGAUUCAUCAAUGCACACCUACUCUUUUGCCGGACGAAAUUACACAUGAAUCCUAAUACUGCUGAUAACGAGAGCUGAUGAAACCCCUUCAAAAGAACAUCCUCCAACGUGAAGACUCUGAUGAGAGAAAUACAAACCAGAGUGAGUCAAAGUGAAAGAAGGAGUGGAAACAAAAGGAUUGUCUUAUGAUUUGGAAACUUUGAACUUUCAAGUCACAAUAUAAAGAACCUACAUUUAGAGGUCUAUAAUCAGGACACAACUGAAACAAUGCAAGUGGAAUAUUAGACAUUGUCAAAGAGAUUUUCUCUAAGUGA
Tachysurus vachellii is the source of this 1757-nucleotide messenger RNA. Its product is annotated as cell surface glycoprotein CD200 receptor 1. The record is from RefSeq and is a predicted model, not a curated record. Bases 369 to 1352 code for a protein of 327 amino acids. The transcript has 7 exons. Gene Ontology annotation, biological process: regulation of neuroinflammatory response. Lineage: Eukaryota; Metazoa; Chordata; Actinopteri; Siluriformes; Bagridae. Gene Ontology annotation, molecular function: signaling receptor activity.